GACAAGUUCACUGAGAGCAUGUACGUCCUGGCCAACGAGCCCUCCGUGGCACUGUACCGGCUGCAGGAGCACGUGCGGCGAUCCCUUCCGGAGCUCGCACAGCACAAGUCCGACAUGCAGAGCUGGGAGGAGCAAAGCCAAGGAGCCAUCUACACAGUGGAGUACGCCUGCAGUGCCAUAAAGAACAUGACUGACAGCAGCGUGUACUUCAAGAGCAUCGACAGCCUGCUCAAACACGCCAUAGCCAUGAAGGAUCAGCUGAACGCUGCUCAGGGCCGCAGCACUGUUGCUCCACAAGCCAAGAAUCCUCCAGCCAGUUCCUGAUUUCAGACAAGACUGGCCGUCCUCUGCUGCCUUCUCCAGCCCAGCUCUACGUUCUCCAACUACCAGGAGGGGUGAGAAACCACCUGCUCGAUCUGUGAAGCUGCACAGAGGCCUCUGCCUUCCCCUCCGUUCCCACGAACGAGGUGCUGCACCUCAGCAGGCAAAUCCUACCCCGGGGCCAGGGCUGCCUUUGCGGGGUGCUUUGGGGAGCAGCUGUGUCCCUUUCCACAGCACUCUGCGAAAGGCAAAGGGGGUGAUUCUGCAUUUGUCCUUUCCAGUUCUUUUCGAUGGCAGACUGUUAUGAGGCGUUUUUCUCUCUACCUCUUGGCCACAGAAAUAUCUCAGCAAAACUAGGU
This is a messenger RNA of Charadrius vociferus (killdeer), 680 nucleotides long. RefSeq names its product MEF2B neighbor (gene BORCS8). The coding region runs from base 19 to 324 and encodes 101 amino acids. The transcript is spliced from 4 exons. The record is from RefSeq and is a predicted model, not a curated record. Lineage: Eukaryota; Metazoa; Chordata; Aves; Charadriiformes; Charadriidae. Gene Ontology annotation, cellular component: BORC complex.